AUGGGGACUCCUCUUGAUUCAGCAGGCAUACCUUCGAGCUUGACACAACGAAGGCCAGCAGCCUCUCAUCUACCUCUUUUUGAGCUGCCACCACCAUCACAUUUUUCAGCACCACAAUUAGCCCACAAGUUUCCACCACUAUCUGGUAUCAAUAUACAACCACUGUCAGCAUCUGUCAGCGUGGGCAAUCUUUUAACUCCGCCACCUAACUCAGGAUCGGACAGUGGGACGAACUCUGCCAACCUACCCCCACAAGGCAUUCCUGUGUUGCCAUACACACCAACGUUCUGGCAGGGAGCUGGUGCGACGCCAGGCUAUACGGGUCUCGCGCCUCAGUGGCAAACCACGCAAGGCAUGCUCGAGAAGCCAAUGUUCUCGCCAGUAUCAAAUGGUCUCAGUCGACACGAUCUUCAGUCCCAAUCUUCAGGGGCUGGUAUUGCUCUUCCACCACCUCCGUAUCACCUUGCCCACCUUCCUCCUUAUGCUCACGCCUCGCAAGGCUCAUCUGCUGGACACAAUACACAACAUUCCGCGGCUAUGAACAACCACAUGCUAUCCAGUCAGAUACGUCCAUCGAGUCAGGCGUCCCCGGUUAGUCCUGCUGACUCUGUAUCGAGAGCUACGUCCACGCCUGGUCUAUAUGCAGCCAUGACCGCGACUGCAACACCGCAGCCACCUUAUGGGUUUCAGAGCUCGACUCCAGUAUCUCAGAGCCCACACUCGGCCAACGCUCCUGCAUCGACAAUGUCGCCCCCUUUGCAACAUGGCAAUACAUCUCAUUUGCAUUCAAGCUCAUUUAUCAAACCACCUUAUCCGUCUUACUCGUUGCCUGCUAUGCCAGGCCCUGUAUUGACAAACAUCAACGCUCCUGGAGGUCAAAUGUCGUUGGUCGGAAACAUGCAGGCCCAGAUGCUGCCUAUGCACUUCAACUCUGGAUAUGCUGCCAAUCCGCAAUUUGCGUAUGCACAGGCGCGAGCAAAUUCGCCCCAACAGGCACAAAAUCAAGACCGCCCCUUUAAGUGCGAUGAGUGCCCUCAGAGCUUUAAUCGCAAUCACGACCUCAAGCGUCACAAGCGAAUACAUCUUGCUGUCAAACCCUACCCUUGCGCACAUUGUGACAAGAGUUUCUCCAGGAAGGACGCUUUAAAGAGACAUAUUUUGGUCAAAGGCUGCGGAAAAGCCAGCGAGUCCGAGUCGACGAGCGCCGACGGCGUCAAAUCUGAAUCAGGCAGCGACACGCAAGAAACCUCAUCUCUUGGUGUUGCAGCUUGA
Molecule: messenger RNA, 1272 nt
Organism: Lithohypha guttulata
Lineage: Eukaryota; Fungi; Ascomycota; Eurotiomycetes; Chaetothyriales; Trichomeriaceae
Gene: MET32
Product: transcriptional regulator of sulfur amino acid metabolism
Exons: 2
Coding region: 1-1272 (423 amino acids)
Biological process (GO): regulation of DNA-templated transcription
Molecular function (GO): RNA polymerase II cis-regulatory region sequence-specific DNA binding; DNA-binding transcription factor activity, RNA polymerase II-specific
Source: RefSeq, a predicted model, not a curated record